GCUCAUAACAAUGGAAUUCAAAUCGAGUUUAUAAAACACGAGUUUAUAUGGCUGGGCUUGGGCCCAUCUGCGCCCAAUUAACGGCGCAUUUGAUUUGAUGACGUUCGCAGCAACGGAACUUUUAAGCCCCGCCCUCCGCCUCCCUUCCUCCCUUCCUCCCUCUCCCUCUCCCUCUCCCUCUCUUCUGUUUACUCUCACAGGUCGAUCGGCUUUCGGCUCUUCCGUCGUCGAGAAAAGUUGCAGGUUCCAGCGACGAUCAUGGCCGUUUGCUCACCAUCGAACUUCCUAUUACCUCAUGUUGCCGAUUCAUCUUCCGAGAUCGGUACGUCGAAGCAAUGGAGAACAAGUUCGAUGGCAACCGCGAGACUUUUCGGACACGGCACAAGCCCCAAUCUCGGUCUUCCGAAUCCCUCGAAGAUCUCGACUUCACAUCUGCCGGUGAAAAAGAAUCAAGAGUUCCAACACGGAAGCUCCAGACUCGAUUCCGCGGCGAACGCGGUCACGAUCUCGGAAGGUGAGGAGCCUAGGGCUUUUGCGGAUGGGUCUGUGCCAAAGGCUGAUAAUGGAAACGGUGGCGGAGGCAGAGGCGGCGGCGACGGUAAGGGGAAGUUUCCGCCGGGAGGUGGCGGCGAGGGGGGCUGGGGCAGUGGCGAUGACGGUGAAGGAGGGACAGAGGAAGAAGAGUUUGGGCCGAUAGUGAAGUUGGAAGAGGUGAUGAGAGAGACAGAAACUCGAGGGGCUAAGCUUCCUUUGGAUAUGUUAGAGGCGGCGAAAAGUACGGGAAUUCGCAAACUUCUUCUUCUGCGGUACUUGGAUUCGCAGGGUUCAGUUUGGCCCCUAGGCUUCGCAAUGAGGCACUGCUCUAUGCUUCGUAACCGAGUGCUUGUGGAUCCUGCAUUUCUUUUUAAAGUUGGAACAGAGAUAGUCAUUGAUUCUUGUUGUGCAACAUUUGCUGAAAUUCAAAAACGAGGAAAAGAUUUCUGGGCGGAAUUUGAGUUGUAUGCUGCAGAUCUUUUGGUUGGUGUCGUUGUAGACAUUGCUUUGGUAGCCAUGUUAGCACCUUAUGCUCGAUUUGGGCAGCCAUCUAUAGCAACAGGUUUCUUUGGACGGAUGCAACAUGCUUGUGCAGCUCUUCCUAGCAGCGUUUUUGAAGCUGAAAGGCCAGGCUGUAGAUUCUCAAUGAAGCAGCGGGUUGCAACUUACUUUUAUAAGGGUGUAUUGUAUGGAUCAGUAGGGUUUGGAUGUGGCCUUAUUGGCCAAGGCAUUGCAAAUUUGAUCAUGACUGCAAAACGAAACAUGAAGAAAUCUGAAGAGGACAUACCUGUACCACCUCUUGUGAAAAGUGCUGCUCUCUGGGGUGUUUUUCUUGCUGUGUCUUCCAACACUCGCUAUCAAAUCAUAAAUGGACUGGAACGUGUGGUUGAAGCAUCACCAUUGGCAAAACAAAUCCCACCUUUCGCAAUGGCUUUCACUGUGGGCGUGCGAUUUGCCAACAAUAUUUACGGUGGUAUGCAGUUCGUAGAUUGGGCUCGAUGGAGUGGUGUGCAAUAGCAGCGCCCAUUUCCAGCAAAAAUAUUAUUUUUGAACCAACUUGGAGAUUGAUUAAGGCACAUAUUUUUAGCAUCAGCUGUGUGUCUGAAAAGCCUUCUCCAUAAGUUCAGCUUCCUUCAUUUCAAGCUCAAGUGCUUGGAUCAGAGGUUAGGGGUGAAUUAUAAGAAAUUGUGCGAUGAAAUUUCUUGCUUUCUCAAUUCUCCAAAACAUUUUAUAGACAGUAGUAGGAUCACUUUUUUUUUCUUUUUUUUCAAUGCAAGCCACACAUAGGAUUACUUGAGUUGUGAUUGUGACUUUGGCUGAAAUAGCAGGAUUGAGGUAUCAAUUUGGGUACGACGUUGUACCCAGGCCUCUGGCUUGCAGAUUUAGUCAGCCCUUCCUCCAGCCUUGGGAGUCCUCACCUUUGCUUUGGAGUUUUGUAUUGUAAUGAAUAUUUAUGUCAUGUUUAAAGUUUUGCAUUGUAGCAA
Messenger RNA from Malania oleifera, 2018 nucleotides. Its product is annotated as protein RETICULATA-RELATED 1, chloroplastic. The record is from RefSeq and is a predicted model, not a curated record. Gene Ontology annotation, biological process: plant organ development. The coding region runs from base 259 to 1551 and encodes 430 amino acids. NCBI's taxonomy places the organism in Eukaryota, Viridiplantae, Streptophyta, Magnoliopsida, Santalales, Ximeniaceae. Gene Ontology annotation, cellular component: chloroplast inner membrane. The transcript is spliced from 7 exons.